Molecule: messenger RNA, 1228 nt
Organism: Colletotrichum scovillei
Lineage: Eukaryota; Fungi; Ascomycota; Sordariomycetes; Glomerellales; Glomerellaceae
Product: citrate lyase beta
Exons: 2
Coding region: 237-1199 (320 amino acids)
Biological process (GO): oxaloacetate metabolic process
Molecular function (GO): magnesium ion binding; catalytic activity
Source: RefSeq, a predicted model, not a curated record
CUUGAGCUAGCCGUUCCGAACUCGAGUUACCGAGUGUCGGUCCUUAAAAUAACAUCGACUUGCUGGUGCCGGAGGGUCAAGAGCUGCGUCUCAUCGUGUCUAGACUUGCCAUUCACCUCAAUCAACAUCAUAAGCGACAUUCAUUGCUUCAACCAAAUUUUUAAUCAAUUCAAGAGUGAUAGGCUACGGCUUACACAAUCCCAAGGCGUAGCAUUGCAUCCGACGAUCUAUCCAUCAUGGCGGCAAGGUCCUCUUCAAUUGUCCGCCGGGCGUUGCUUUAUGUGCCCUCAUCAUCGGAAAAGAUGCUGACCAAGUCGCUGGGCCUCAAGUCCGACAACGUGACAUAUGAUCUUGAGGACUCUGUGACUCCCUCAUUGAAGUCAGAGGCUCGAGGGCAGCUCCGGUCUUUCCUCUCCAAGCAUAAGUCGCGGCCGUCUUCUAUAGCCGAAUUGGCGGUUCGAAUCAACGCAGUGGAGACCAAGUUUGCUCUGGACGACUUGACAUCUCUAGGCUCGCUCCCAAACAUCGAUGCUGUCGUUGUUCCCAAGGUCAACUCCGCUGCCGAUUUGACUUACGUUACCGAUGUUUUGCGUCAUGUAGCCCCCGAACGACACACGGCGACAUCACAAAAUCCUAUCAAAAUCAUUGCCUUGAUCGAGUCUGCACGUUCAGUUAUGAACCUUUCAGAAAUCUGCAAAGCCUCGCCGUACCUUAGCGGUCUCAUCUUUGCGGCCGAAGACUUUGCCUUGGAUUUGUCGUUGACUAGAACGCCAUCCCUCACCGAAUUCCUCUACGCACGCUCCGCCAUUGUAACUGCUGCCAAGGCCGCCGGCUUACCUAGUGCGAUCGACCUUGUCUGCACCUCCUACAAGGGAGAAGAAGGCCUCAAGCGACUGGAAGAGGAGUCUACCGGAGGAAAGUCCAUGGGUUUCAAUGGAAAGCAGUGUAUACAUCCAAACCAGGUGGAACUUGUCCAGAAACUGUUUGCCCCUGGCGAAAAGGAGGUCGAGUGGGCAGUGCGUGUUGCAAUCGCAGACGAAAAAGCUAGCAACGCGGGCCGUGGAGCCUGGACGUUGGACGGUAUGAUGAUUGACGCACCGGUGACCGGAAAGGCAAAAGCGAUAAUUGCGAAAGCAGAAAGAUGUGAUAUAGACGUGGCAAGCCUCCGAACGAAAUGGAAGGACCAGCAGCCUGAGUAGACCACGUCGCUAAUGAAAGUAAUUUGGCC